UACACUCAAAGAUGUUGCCGUAUAAAACUUUUGGCCAGAUUGUAUUAGAAAGAGACACAGAUACCACUUAGGAGCCUCUUUGUCGGAUUACGAUACUAGCGCCCGCCGCCCGUGCGCGUUCCAGUAUUAUUAUUAUUUCAGUGGUCCAACCGAACGUAGCCUUAUAUUUCAAAUUUCAAUCAAAAGUCAUUCUUUAGACAACUUUGGAUGCCUUGCGCUGUUUGUUCGGAGUCCUCGGAGACUAUAAAGAUUGAUCACAAUGGUUUUUUAGUUCGUACAGCCGAACAUUCCAAUGUUUUUCAAUUUGUGCAUGAUGUGGCUAAAGAGUUCGCAAUGACAUAACGUUCGGCAAAAUAUCACGAGAGCUUCAUAGUGAGUUCUGCAACGAUCAUCUACUAGGAGUACCAGGAUCCUCUCUGACUAGGCUAGUUGUCAGUCACAAGCAGGAUUCUCACCGAAUUUCCAUCAACGGCAUUUCCAUCAGCAACAAAAUGAAUAUAGUGUGCGUGAUAUGCAGCGAUUUGCUGGAACCAUCCAGCGAUGUGUUCCACACACCUUGUGGACACAUUUUUCACUAUGUGUGCUUAAUCCAGUGGCUCGAAAGAUCAAAGACUUGCCCACAAUGUCGAGAAAGGACAACCGAACAGAAGAUACACAGGACAUAUUUCAACUUCUCAAACAAUGAUUCCAUUGCAGAAGAUGCCACGUCUUUACAGCAUAAACUUGAUAACAUGGCUUUCCAGAUAAAGUUGAAAGACGAAAAUCUCAAUAAUCUUACAGAGGCCAAUAAAAAAUUGAAGAAGCAAACAGCUGGUUUAAGACAAGAAGUUUUAAAAGUUGAAAGCGAAAUAAAUGGGAAGAGCAGUGCGAUUUAUGCGCUUCAACAGCAGAUCAAAUUUUUCAAACAACAAUGUUCAGAAGUAGACAAUUUUAAGAAAGAAAUUGAAGAGUUGAAGAAAAGAGUAGAACAUUUGAAGAACGUACAGGCUAUCAUAGAUUCUUCUGUACCUAAAGUAGAUGACAUAAUAGCAACGACAGAUGAUACGUCGAAACUUAAAACCUACAUAACAGUGUUGAAAAGAGAACUGUUAGUCAGCUCCGAGAAGAGCAAACAGAUUAGGGAGAGAUACAAGAACUUACAGCAACAAUAUACGAGUGUUUGUAAUAAAAACGAAUUCUUAUCACAGGAAAGCGUUAAACGAAAAGAACUGGAAGAACGAUUACUGAUCUGCGAAAGUGAGAAGAUAUCUUUGCAGACUACGCUUUUUAAUAUGCAUACAGAUGCACACCAAUGCAACUGUAAUAAAGUAAACACCGAAAAAUGUGAAAGCUUAAAUGGGCAGAUCGUAGAAGAACUUCCUGAGUUAACAAAAAGACGACGAAGUGUGGAAAAACUUGACAACUCUUUUAAACUCAAAAACAGUGACAGUUGCAUCAUUAUAGAUUCAGAUACUAGCUUAGAGAAUACCCCGCAAAGCAUAAAAUCACAGGGCUUCUUUUCAAUGAGGGAUCAUGGUAUGAAAAGACAGAAAUCUAGUAACAAUUUGAAAAUACCUUCGACACUUGUGAAAAAAUCAAGAUUAAAUCAACCGAGUCAAAAGUCCGCCAAUGGACCAGUGAGUUUUGAUGGCUUCGGAGGACAUGCCAAGUAUGAUAAAUUUCCUGAUCCGACUUCUAGUUCUAUCCGACUUCAAAUUGUAAAGAAAAGGCAAGAUUCAAAGACGAGAAAACCGAAUCUCGACACAGGCGAUAAUCAAAAAAUCAGUGAUGUACUGAUUUUAUUAUGAUGAUUUAAUAUUAUAGCCUAAAUAUGAUACGGUGUCUAAAUUGUACAUACAAUGAAAAUUAUAAAGCAUGAAAUCUAAAACUA
Wasmannia auropunctata (little fire ant) is the source of this 1870-nucleotide messenger RNA. RefSeq names its product E3 ubiquitin-protein ligase TRAIP-like (gene nopo). The transcript has 7 exons. Gene Ontology annotation, molecular function: zinc ion binding. Lineage: Eukaryota; Metazoa; Arthropoda; Insecta; Hymenoptera; Formicidae. The record is from RefSeq and is a predicted model, not a curated record. Bases 492 to 1787 code for a protein of 431 amino acids.